AAUAUUUGUGUUCUCAGCUUUUUAUUUAUUUACGUUCAGUUGUAUGUUUUUGUACUAUUGAUUUUAUUUAUAUUAUUAUUUAAUUUAGGUACUUGUUUUUUGUGUUAAUUAUUCAUGUCAUGUCAUUACCUGCCACAUCAACGAAAGAGAAACUAGGGUAAUGGAACAAAUUGAGGAAAUUUGUUGGUACCAUCCUAAGAUAACCAGAGAGGAGGGAGAGAAACUUUUGUUAAAAGAUGCAAGAAACUCCAACGGGCUGUUUAUUGUAAGAGAUAGCAUAUCAUCUCCAAAUGAUUAUGUUCUAUCGGUUUUAUAUGAAAAUCAAGUUAGUAAUUAUCAGAUUCGAAGGCACCAAGAAGAUGCAUUUUUCUCUCUGAAUGAUUUAGGAAAACUGCAUGGCCUAGAAACGCUAAUAGACCACUAUCGAAGAAAUCCCCUCUCUGACGACGGAUUAGUCCUUACAGAUUUUGUUAAAGGUACAAUACCUCCACAUGAAACUCUAAGAUCUGGUUUUACUAAUUUACUUCACAGAGCAACUAAGGAAGGAGAUCAUAAAGUUGUUGCAGAGUUAUUUCAGUCAUCAGAGUCUAAGUAUUUAGGCGAUAAACGUGACGCAAAAAAUCAAGAUGGUAAAACAGCCACUCAUAUAGCUGCAAUUAAUGGACAGAAUGAUAUUUUAAAGACACUUAUUGAUCAUAAUUCUAAUGCUAAUCUACGAGAUGCCGGAGGACUAACUCCUUUACAUUAUGCUUGUCAAUACAACAGAGUUGAAACUGUGAAGUUGCUAAUAAUAUCUGGUAGAGCAAACAUUCAAGCACAAAUCACUGAUACCAGGGAAGUUCCUCUACAUAUAGCCGCCAGUAAAGGACAUAUUAAUGUUAUGCGGGCAUUACUCAGUUUAAAUGCGCCUGUCAAUCCUAGAACAAAAGAAGGUUUGGUUCCUGCACAACUAGCCAGAAUAAAUGGACAUACAGAAGCUGCAAGAUUUUUAGAAGAGUAUGUACCGCCAACGCCAAAGCUUCAAAAAAUACAUUUUUAUCACGGCACAUUGGAUCGAAACGAAGCCAUUGAAAAAAUCAAAAGUUAUGGCCUCAAAAGUGGUGUAUUUUUAGUUAGAUAUAGUGAAAAAAUUAAUUCUUACAGCUUGACCUUAUACCAUGAAGUUUUUAAAAACUAUAUUAUCUGUAGAAAGGAUAACUAUUAUUUCAUCGAUGAUGGACCUUUACUUAACUCUUUGGAACAUUUAGUAGAUUACUACAGUACAUUUGCUGAUGGUCUUGUCACAGCUCUUACAUUUCCUGUGCCACCCCCGCCAAAACCUGCGGCACCACCUAUUUCAACCUUAAACAGGCAUCGAAAAAGGACAAUUCGUGCCAAAUUAAAAGAUCCACCUGCGGUACCAAGAGAAACAAUCAUAUCGAAUCAAAUAGGGCCCUUCCAGAAUACUACUCUUAGUGCUGACAAUGGUUUGGUAAAUAACAACAACGAUGAUGACUCCAUUUUAGGAAAAAAUAAUAAUCAGGAGGAAAAUUUUAUUCCACAAGAAAGGCUGAUACGAAAAAAUUUGAUUGGCGAGGGUGAAUUUGCAGCCGUUUUUGAAGGGUUAUUGAUUGGCAAAAACGGAGAACAUAUUAAAGUAGCCAUAAAAACACUUAAAAAUGAACAGCAGGAGAGUACUAAGGAAAGUUUUUGUAGAGAAGCAAAAGUUAUGAAGAAAUUGAAUCAUCAGUGUAUUGUGAAACUGUUAGACGUAUCUUUGGGGCCUCCGUAUCAAAUGAUACAGGAAUUGGUUACUUUAGGUUCAAUUUUACAGUAUAUUUCUAUUCACAGGGAUGAAGUUAAGCCAGAAGUAGAGUUUCAGAUUUGGGCCGCUCAAAUUGCAUGUGGUAUGCAGUAUUUGGAAGAAAAACGAUUUGUGCAUAGGGACUUAGCGGCUAGAAAUAUCCUCUUGGCAUCGAGAUUUCAAGCUAAAAUAAGUGAUUUUGGGUUAUCUCGCGCUUUGGAUCUUGAUCAUCAAUACUACAGAGCUUCGCAAGGAGGUCGUUGGCCUUUAAAGUGGUAUGCUCCAGAAUCCUACAAUUAUGGUCAAUUUGAUCAUAAAAGUGACGUGUGGAGUUUUGCGGUUACCAUUUGGGAAAUGUUUUCUUUUGGUGCCAUUCCCUAUGGCGAUAUGAAGGGUGCUGAGGCUAUUAUUCUUAUAGAUAGCGGUAAAAGACUAAAGAAACCUGACGCCUGUCCACCGCAUAUAUAUAAAAAGAUGUUGCAGUGCUGGUCGGAAAACAAAAAAGAUAGACCGUCUUUUAAAGAGCUGUAUGAUUUUUUUAAAGGAGAGUCUGCGUAUACAAAUUUACAGGAAAUGGUUCCUGAUCCUGACUUAGCUGCCUACGUUUAAUGAGUGCCUUAAAAUUAAUAUAUUUCGACGAGUGCCAAUUAUCAAUAUUUUUUAUAAUGUAUUAAAACUUUUAAAGUCUUUAGUUUAUAUUAGAAUAUAAUAGAAUUUGGUGCUAAACUGGACAAUCAAUAAUUUGAGAAGAAAACAUGAUUUCAAGGUCUAUAAGGUUUAUACAAUACAGAAAACAUAUAUAAUAUAGAUUUCAGAAAUCA
Molecule: messenger RNA, 2604 nt
Organism: Anthonomus grandis grandis
Lineage: Eukaryota; Metazoa; Arthropoda; Insecta; Coleoptera; Curculionidae
Gene: Shark
Product: tyrosine-protein kinase Shark
Exons: 12
Coding region: 161-2392 (743 amino acids)
Biological process (GO): cell surface receptor protein tyrosine kinase signaling pathway; protein phosphorylation; cell differentiation
Cellular component (GO): extrinsic component of cytoplasmic side of plasma membrane
Molecular function (GO): non-membrane spanning protein tyrosine kinase activity; signaling receptor binding; ATP binding
Source: RefSeq, a predicted model, not a curated record